Molecule: messenger RNA, 5307 nt
Organism: Myotis brandtii (Brandt's bat)
Lineage: Eukaryota; Metazoa; Chordata; Mammalia; Chiroptera; Vespertilionidae
Gene: GREB1
Product: growth regulation by estrogen in breast cancer 1
Exons: 31
Coding region: 15-4937 (1640 amino acids)
Biological process (GO): multicellular organism development
Source: RefSeq, a predicted model, not a curated record
CGUCUCCCGGGAAGAUGGGGAACUCGUAUGCGGGGCAGCUGAAGAGCACGCGGUUCGAGGAGGUGCUGCACAACUCCAUCGAGGCCUCGCUGCGCUCCAGCAGCCUGGUGCCCCGGCCCGUCUUCUCGCAGCUCUACCUGGAGGCCGAGCAGCAGCUCUCGGCCCUGGAAGGUGGUAGCCGAGUUGACAAUGAGGAAGAAGAAGAAGAGGGUGAUGGGGGCCUGGAGCCGAGCUGUCCCCCAACCGCCUACCAGAUGCACCCCCCUCCCGAAGGAUGCUGCACCACGGACGGGUUCUGCCAGGCGGGGAAGGACCUGCGUCUCGUCUCCAUCGGCAGCGAGCCCAUCGACGUCCCCGCCGGCUUCCUCCUCGUGGGCGCCAAGGCCCCCAGCCUGCCCGGCCACCUGCUGGUGUGUGCCGUGGACAGGAGGUUCCUGCCGGACGACAACGGCCACAACGCGCUCCUCGGAUUCUCUGGGAACUGUGUUGGCUGCGGCAAGAAAGGCUUCUGUUACUUCACGGAAUUCUCCAACCACAUCAACCUGAAGCUCACCACCCAGCCCAAGAAGCAGAAGCACUUGAAGUGUUACCUGGUCCGCAACGCACAGGGGGCGCUGGCCCCCGGCCCCCUCAUCUGCUGGAAAGGCUCCGAGCUCCGAGGCCGGCAGACCCCCGCCGGCCCUGGCUCCAGCUCCCUCUUCCCAGCCCUUCAGGGUGCCGUGUUCCCUUUCUCUGCCACGCCUGUGCCGUUCACCUCUCUCUCUCUCUCUCUCUCUCUCUCUCUCGCAGGCCCAGGCUCCGACCCCACCUCCCUGCCCUCGGCGGCGAGCCCCGCGGUGAUCAAUGGCAAGGACUCCCCGCAGCAGCAGCAGCAGCAGCAGCAGCAGCAGCUGGCGAAGGGCAAGCUGCCGGCUGGGCCCCGGCCCUCGGCACUAGGUAUCUUCUCAAACUCCGGGCCCCCCAAAAAGCGCCACAAAGGGUGGUCUCCGGAGUCUCCCUCGGCUGUGGAAGGCAGCUACCCCCAGGGAGGGGGGAACAGAGCUAAGUAUGAGAGCGCGGGCGUGGCCUGCGUGCCCCCGGUCGGCUUGGUGGGACCAGCCUCCGUCACCUUUCCCGUCGUGGCCUCCGGGGAACCGGUGUCGGUUCCCGACAACUUGCUGAAAAUAUGCAAGGCCAAGCCGGUGAUAUUUAAAGGCCACGGGAACUUCCCCUACCUCUGCGGGAACCUGAACGACGUGGUGGUGAGCCCGCUCCUGUACACGUGCUACCAGAACUCCCAGUCCAUCUCCAGAGCCUACGAGCAGUACGGGGCCCCCGCCCUGCAGCCCAUCUCGGAGGAGAUGCAGCUGCUGCUCACCGUCUACUACCUGGUGCAGCUGGGGAAAUACCAGGCCCGGGUGCUGUCCGAGAGCCUCCUCACCCCCGCGGAGUACCAGGAGGAAGUCAGCUACGAGCUGGUCACGGGGAAGGUGGACUCCCUGGGGGCCUUCUUCAGCACCCUCUGUCCAGAGGGCGACAUUGACAUUUUGCUGGACAAAUUUCAUCAGGAAAAUCAAGUCUGCGUUUCCUCCUCGCCCACUGCCGCCUCCGUCACCAAACCCAUGUCCCUGGAUGUCGGCGGGGCUCUGGCGUGCACAAGUUCCGGGCGGGAGCCGCAGCGCAUCCGGCCCUUCCAGCUGGCCGUGGCGCAGAAGCUGCUCUCGCACGUGUGCUCCAUCGCGGAUUCCAGCACCCAGAACCUGGACCUGGGGUCCUUCGAGAAGGUGGACUUUCUGAUCUGCAUCCCGCCCUCGGAAGUGACCUACCAGCAGACCCUGUUCCACGUCUGGCACUCGGGGGUUCUGCUGGAGCUCGGCUUGGACAAGGAGCACGUGACCAGGCAGAGGGUGGAGCAGCACGUCCUGAAGCUGGACGCCGAGGCGCAGGCACGGUUCCAGGUCUUUCUGCAGAACUCCUUCCAGAACCCGCACACGCUCUUCGUCCUCGUCCACGACCAUGCCCACUGGGACCUCGUGAGCAGCGCCGUCCAUAACCUCUACUCCCCGAGCGACCCGUCGGUGGGGCUGGUGGACAGACUGCUCAACUGCAGGGAGGUGAAGGAGGCCCCCAACAUCGUGACCCUGCACGUGACUUCCUUCCCGUACGCGCUGCAGACGCAGCACACCCUCAUCAGCCCCUACAACGAGAUCCACUGGCCCGCCUCCUACAGCGCCGGCGCGGACUUGUAUCCUGAGGACAGGAAGUACUUCGGGCUGUCCGAGUUCAUCGAGUCGACCCUUUCGGGCCACAGCCUGCCCUUGCUCCGAUACGACAGCUCCUUCGAGGCCAUGGUCACCGCCCUGGGGAAAAGGAGGAAGGAGGAGGAAGAGGAGAGCGAUGGGCAGGGGGGCCUUCAGCGAGCUGCCCGCCCUGUGGGCGCGUGGGGUGGCGUGGCCAUGGCGAGGAGCCUGACCUUGUGGGUCGGGAAGUUUAUCUUUGCUCCAAAGGCCCCCCGUCAGGGGCUCAGCCCGGCUAAGCGGACUCCUACGCACAUCCGUAUGUGGCAGAACAUUGAGGAUGCCGAGUGGAGGCCUCAGACUUACCUGGAGUUGGAGGGCCUGCCUUGCAUCCUCAUCUUCAGCGGGAUGGACCCACAUGGGGAGUCCUUACCCAGGUCUCUGAGGUACUGUGACCUGCGCCUAAUCAACUCCUCCUGCUUGGUGCGCACGGCGCUGGAGCAGGAGCUGGGCCUGGCCGCGUACUUCGUGAGCAGCGAGGGGCCCCUGGAGAAGGGCCCGCGGAGCGAGGGCUUGGAGAGCGACGCGGAGAAGCCGAGCAGCACAGACAACGAGGAUGAGGAGCUGGUGACCGAAGGCUCCACCUCGGAGAAGAAGAGCCCCGUGAAGAGGGAGCGGUCCGGCUCCCGGGACUCGGCCUCCUCCGGCCGCUCCUCCAAGGCGUCCGGUAAGUCCCGGGGGGAGCCCACGCUGGGCUGUUCUGAGAUUUCGGACGUGGAUGGAGAGAGCCUGGAUUUUCCCUGGGACUGGGAAGGGGGGGCUUGGAAGAACUGGCUUUCUGGGCUGGAGCCGGGGGCCGGGGGCCGGGAGGAGUUGGGCAGGACCCGAGGCGCGGCGGCUCCUUUCCUGGACGCUAUCGGGAAGACGGGCGCUUACCUGCAGUUCCUCAGCAUCCUGUCCCGGAUGCUCAUCCGGCUGACGGAGGUGGACGUGUAUGACGAGGAAGAGAUCAAUGUCGACCUCCGAGAGGAAUCCGAGUGGCGCUACCUCCAGCUCAGCGACCCCUGGCCGGACCUGGAGCUCUUCAGGAAGCUGCCUUUCGACUACACGGUCCACGACCCCAAGUACGAAGACGCCAGCCUCAUCUGCUCACACCACCAGGGCGCCAAGAGCGAAGACAGGGGGCCGCCCAGGAAGCCCGAGGACCUGUUCGUGCGGCGCCAGACGGCGCGGAUGCGGCUGUCCAAGUACGCGGCCCACAACACCUACCACCACUGCGAGCAGUGCCACCAGUACAUGGGCUUCCACCCCCGCUACCAGCUCUAUGAGUCCACCCUGCACGCCUUUGCCUUCUCUUACUCCAUGCUAGGAGAGGAGAUCCAGCUCCACUUCAUCAUCCCCAAGUCCAAGGAGCACCACUUCGUCUUCAGCCAGCCCGGAGGCCAGCUGGAGAGCAUGCGGCUGCCCCUCGUCACCGACAAGAGUCACGAGUAUAUAAAAAGCCCGACCUUCACUCCGACCACCGGCCGUCACGAGCACGGACUCUUCAACCUGUACCACGCGAUGGACGGCGCCAGCCACUUGCACGUGCUGGUCGUCAAGGAGUAUGAGAUGCCCGUGUAUAAGAAGUACUGGCCCAACCACAUCAUGCUGGUGCUGCCGAGCAGCUUCAACAGCGCUGGCGUGGGCGCCGCCCACUUCCUGAUCAAGGAGCUGUCCUACCACAACCUGGAGCUGGAGCGGAACCGGCAGGAGGAGCUGGGGAUCAAGCCGCAGGACAUCUGGCCGUUCAUCGUGAUUUCCGACGACUCCUGCGUCAUGUGGAACGUGGUGGACGUGGACGGCGGCGGGGAGAGAAGCAGAGAGUUCUCCUGGUCGGAGAGGAACGUCUCUCUGAAGCACAUCAUGCAGCACAUCGAGGCGGCCCCCAACAUCACCCACUACGCGCUCAUCGGCAUGCGCAAGUGGUCCAGCAAGGCCGGCGGCCACGCGGUGCGCGAGCCCUUCUCCCGCUGCCACGUCCACGACUUCAUCGUCCUGAACGUGGACCUGACCCAGAACGUGCAGUACAACCAGAACCGGUUCCUGUGUGACGACGUGGACUUCAACCUGCGGGUGCACAGCGCCGGCCUCCUGCUGUGCCGCUUCAACCGCUUCAGCGUCAUGAAGAAGCAGAUCGCGGUGGGCGGGCACCGGUCCUUCCACAUCACCGCCAAGGUGCGUGCUGGGGCCGGGGCCGUGGUGCCCGCCCAGUACAUCUGUGCGCCCGACAGCAAGCACCCGUCCCUGGCGGCCCCCGCGCAGCUGCUGCUGGAGCGGUUCCUGCAGCACCACAGCCACCGCUUCUUCCCACUGUCCCUGCGGAACCACGGCCACCCCGUGCUGCUGGUCGACUGCUACCUGAACCUGGGGUCCCAGAUCUCCGUGUGCUACGUGAGCUCCAGGCCCCACUCUCUGAACGUCAGCUGCUCCGACUCCACCUUCAGCGGGCUCCUGCUCUACCUCUGCGACUCCUUCGUGGGGGCCAGCUUUCUGAAAAAGUUCCACUUCCUGAAAGGGGCGACCUUGUGCGUGAUCUGCCAGGACCGGAACUCCCUGCGCCAGACCGUGGUCCGCCUGGAGCUGGAGGACGAGUGGCAGUUCCGCCUGCGCGACGAGUUCCAGACGGCCAACGCCAAGGAGGACCGGCCGCUCUUCUUUCUGACGGGACGGCACAUCUGAGGGGGGCGCCCGCAGGGUUUCCGGGAAGAGUGGGGCCUUCGGAACCUCAGGCUGGUUCUGAAGGAAGAAUUCGAACCACGGGGUGUUUGAACAGAAACGGGCCGCAGACACUGUCUGGCACGUCCCUCGUGGCGCGCCCAAAGCCCAGAGGUGACGGAGACUCGCGGGAGGGACGGGCAUCUGUGGGUGGCGAGCAUCAGCGACGCACACCCGCCCUCCCGGUCCGGGGCCGGCUGCAUCGCCCUGGGCUACGUCCAAAUCCGUUUCACGAAGAACAAAGUUUCGCCUCCUGUGAUGCCAUCCACAUGCUUCCAUGGACGAACUUGCCUUUUCUCUUAGUUCUCAGUCUCUCGAUUAUCUUGCAGAGGUG